Messenger RNA from Salarias fasciatus (jewelled blenny), 3648 nucleotides. It is a transcript of the gene arhgap10, whose product is annotated as Rho GTPase activating protein 10. Bases 443 to 2746 code for a protein of 767 amino acids. The record is from RefSeq and is a predicted model, not a curated record. Gene Ontology annotation, molecular function: GTPase activator activity; protein binding. Lineage: Eukaryota; Metazoa; Chordata; Actinopteri; Blenniiformes; Blenniidae. Gene Ontology annotation, cellular component: cytoplasm. Gene Ontology annotation, biological process: signal transduction. The transcript has 23 exons.
GAUCGUCUCCGAUAGAAGUUCGCCACACGCACGCAGAUGUCAGCAGAGUUUCUCAAUCUGUCACUUUGCCUGCUGGAGCUGCAUGGAGGAAGGAAAAAGACCGCAGCCGUGACCUUUUUCACAACUCCCGUGGACCGUCUUCCGAUGAAUACUCCACCCGAGAGCGUAUCGUUCCGUCCUCUGUGCCGUGUCGCCUUUUAGCCGUGUUUUCCUGGCAUUUGACAGUCGCGCGUGUCAGAAGUUACGAUGCUAACAGCCGCUAGCUGCUGCGGCUGAUGCUACUUUACGUAGCACCUUGGAAAACAAACCCAGAGUGCAGACUUUUGAUAGGAGCGGCGUUUUAUCUGCUCUUGAUUUGGCUUAAAAAAAAACUGAGCGGCGUUAUUUUUUUUCCUCUCUCUCUCUCCCGGUUUUGCCCGCCGCUGAAAACCCGCUGACAGACAUGGGGCUACACCCGCUGGAGUUCAGUGAAUGCUAUCUGGACAGCCCCGGAUUCAGGGAGAAGAUCAAGGCGCACGAAGCGGAGCUGGACAAAACCAACAGGUUCAUCAAGGAGCUCUACAAAGACGGAAAGAACCUCAUCAAUGCAACCAAACAGCUUGGGAUGGCACAGCGAAAGUUUGCCCAGUGCCUGGGAGAGUUUCAGUUUGAGUACAUCGGGGAUGCAAAGACAGACGACGAGAAGUGUAUCGAUGAAUCUUUGCAAGAGUUUUCCUCAUUCCUCAAAAACCUAGAAGACCAAAGAGAGCUCAUGAUGAGAAAUAUCACAGAAACCUUAAUGAAACCUCUGGAAAAGUUCAGGAAGGAGCAGCUCGGCACAGUGAGGGCGGAGAGAAAGAAGUUUGAAAAAGAAACAGAGAAGUACUACAGCUCUCUGGAAAAGCUUCUGAAUAUGUCAGCAAAGAAGAAAGAGCCGCAGCUCCAAGAGGCAGACACCCAGGUGGAAACCAUGAGGUUGCACUUUCAGGAGGAGUCUCUGGACUAUGUGUGCAAACUGCAGGAGAUCCAAGAGAGAAAGAAGUUUGAGUGUGUGGAACCGAUGCUGGCUUUCUUUCAGACAGUCUUCACCUUUUAUCAUCAAGGUUUUGAGCUGGCCAAAGACUUCGAUCAUUAUAAGAGAGCCCUGCAGAUCAACAUUCAGAAUACAAGGAGUCGUUUCGAGGGCACACGUUCGGAGGUGAACGAGCUGAUGAAGAGGAUCAAGGAGGCGCCCCAGGAGUACAGACAGACCAGCGCCAUCAGCUGUGAAGGCUACCUCUAUGUACAGGAGAAACGGCCGCCUCCUUUUGGUUCAAGUUGGGUCAAACGCUACUCCACUUUCGUCAAAGAGCAAAAGAUCCUCCAUAUGGUCACUUUUGACCACAGAUCUGGUGGAAAAAUCGGUGAGACAGAGUCUGUCACGCUUAAAUCCUGCCUCCGCAAAACGACAGACACGUUGGACAGGAGGUUUUGCUUGGAUCUCGACAUAACAGAUCGACCGGGAACAGUGCUGACAGUACAGGCCUUGUCGGAGGAUGACCACAAGUUUUGGAUGCAGGCCAUGGGUGGGAAGGAACCUAUUGGACACUACCUUGGGAGAGCGUUAUCUAAAGAAAGAGGCAUUGAUGCUCAGUUGGAUGAAGUGGGGUUGAGUUUUGUGAAGAAUUCCAUCAGUGCAAUAGAGACAAGAGGUAUUAACGACCAGGGCCUGUACAGAGUGGUGGGAGUAAGCUCCAAAGUUCAGAAGCUCCUCUCGCUAAUGAUUGAUGAGAAGAGCAAUGAAGUGGAUCUGUCUGCCAGCGAAGACUGGGACGUUAAGACAAUAACGAGCGCACUGAAGCUUUACCUGAGGAGCCUUCCUGAGCCAUUGAUGACCUAUGGACUUUACAAAGAGUUCAUCAGCCCCGCAAAGGGCGGUAGUCCUGAGUCUCGCAUCCAAGCCGUCCACUGCCUGGUCCACAAACUACCGGAGAGGAAUCGACAAGUCCUCGGGCUGCUUAUGAAGCAUCUGGCCAAUGUGGUGGCCCACAGCAAACACAAUCUGAUGACCGUGGCCAACCUGGGCGUGGUGUUCGGCCCCACAUUAAUGAGGCCUCAGGAGGAGACUGUUGCAGCUAUCAUGGACCUCAAGUUCCAAAACAUUGUGGUCGAAAUCCUCAUUGAGCAUCAUGAAAAGAUCUUCACAGAUGCUCCCGAGUCGUGCCCUGUUGCUCCUGCUGCCCCAGUAUUCUCUGCUCCCACUCGGCAGUCCAAGAAAAUGAAUCGGCAGAACCGGCCUUUGGCAGUCUACAAUCCACAAGCUCUUGACAUUCAGAAUGUGUCUGCAGUGGGAGAUAGUUCCAUCCUUGCGACAGAUGAGACCUCAAUGGGAAGCAAUGAGUCUGUAUCAUCCCAGUCAUCAUCAGCCUCGGCUCCAGAGACGCCUGUAGAGAGGACAGACCAUCCUCCGCUCGGCACCAGCCUCAGCUCAGGCAGCAAUUCCAGAUCCCCAGCAGCAGCACCACCUCGUUGUGCUCCUGGAGCCUCGGGAGAGAACCUGCCGGCUGUCACCACAGCUUCUCCUGAAAAGGAUAAACCAGAUGAGAAUGUCACCAGCAGGAAAGCCAAGGCAGUGUACCCAUGUGAGGCUGAGCACGACUCGGAGCUCUCCUUCCAGGUCGGCACAAUAUUCAACGCUGUGACCCACUCGAGGGAGCCUGGAUGGCUGGAGGGGGAGCUGGAAGGGAAGAGGGGCCUCAUCCCUGAAAACUACGUGGAGUGGCUGUAGAAUCACAUGGAAAUAUUUAUGGACUUUAUCUUCAUUUGUUUUUUUUUUUUUUUUUUUUUUAAAUAUGCCAAGAUAAACGUGCCUCAACUUGAUUCACAGUAGAUUCGUGUUUAUGCAACAAUCCAAACCCUCUUAUCUGAAUGACAAUGCCGUUCAUUGUGAAUGGCGAUCUGGUUUAGACGUAUAGGUUCAUGCAGUUUGGCUGGUAAGUUUAUCAUGCAUGUGCACGCAGGUUGUUUUGAAUUUUGCUCCGGUUAAAGUGUUCACACAAACUUCGUCGUUUGAAUUGCAAUAGUGGGAUUGCGUUCACAAUGCCACGCUGUAUGUGGAAAAUGCGGCAGCCUCGACGCGGUAGCAGCACCGGAGCGUCUGCCUGAGCUCACUCUCUCCUCUGCCCAGUUAUACAUGGUAUCCAUGAGCUCAAAGUCAAAGGGAGACUCUCAGAAACUGUAAGGAUGAAUGUAAGCACCGCACGCCGCCGUGGCUUUUCACCCCCUUGACAAUGAUGCAGACUAGUUUUGUCCUCAGCUGUUGAAAAAAAGAUUGAAGAUACCUGUGUGCCUUAACCAUCCAGACCCCCUCCUGGGCGAAACGUGUACGGGUAUGUAUGACAACGAAUCAGAGUGUCACUGCUUUAGCUUUUGAAAUGUUUUAUGAAUAUCUAGAUAUUGAAAAUGAGGCACAUCGCUGACUGUAAUUUUAUUUAAUUGGCGCAUUGCUUGCAUGUUUUGCAUGUUUUAUGAGUUUGGAACACACACACUGUUUUGUCGGUGGUGCACUCCUUUACCUAAACGCAGUGAGACAUUUCUUUUGUUGCACUGUUGCCCUGACCCCCAGCUUCAGACUGUGCCAAAGAAGAAAUAAAAAAAAAAAAAGGGUGAUUUUCGCUGGAUUGAAACAAA